AUGGCCGAAGAAGGUUUCAACCUAUUCAAGACCAAACGUGCGGCACGCCAGGAGGCGUGGCAUGGUCCAGGCAGUGGGUGGAAUCCAUUUGCAAAGACCACUCAGAGAAGUAGUUCAUUUCCAGCCCAGGUCAGGGACGACGACUCAGUCAGUGGGCGGGUGCCAAAAGUUAUCGAUGCUGUGGCUAAGCCCAGGAUUGAACGUAUCGAGUGGGAGGAAUGUCGCAAAAGUAUACUACAGGAUACAAAUGAUUUCAACCACAAUAAUAGUAUACUGCAAAAUGUGGAAGAGCUCUACUGGGAUCCCAUAGGAGAGCUAUCAAACUUUGGAGCUGGGGAGCUUUCGGUAUCGACAAACUUCUCUGUCAAUACUCGUACCGAGUCUCGUGAAGAAGUGUUACCCAUUGAUAUGCAUGUUCUGGAAGUCGAUCGUGAGGGCAAAAAUUUCAAGGUUAUACUCAAGGACACAGAGGUAUUAUCGGAGUAUCUAAAGCGAAUUCCAACCAAACAAUCCGAAGCGCAUUUUUACUUCUUGCGGGACGUAUCGAUCCAUGCAUCGCCAAUAGUCAGCCGAUUGUUGGGCUGCAGUAUCGAUGUUUUUCGAGACCACUUGAAGCGUGCCAGCGAUGAUGUCGCGUUUUUACUUCCGAGUAGAAGCUACAUCCAGGAUCAUGUGGUCAUACCCUAUCAACGUUGCUAUAGACGCAGCUCUGCUAAAUCUAUCUGCGAAGUCCAAAACAAAAGGAGUACAUUUUGUCAUGGCAAUUUGGUUUCUUCGGAGGAACACGUCACAGUAUGGACGUCACGAAGUAGCCAAGAGUCUUCCAGAAGUAGCCGAGAGCCUUCCAGAACUUUGAUCAUCUGCGAUGGGAAUCCCAAGCAAUCCGGUGAUCACUUUGAUAUUUCUCUGACCAUGCGUUCAAGACUCGAAAAUCAAGUUCAAGAAAGACAACUACAUUAUAGCCGAGGCGACCUAAAAUUCAUAAAAACAAGCGUGUCUUUGAUAGCAUUAUGGCUUGCUAGCAAUGAAUGGCAAGCCGUCAUCCGCUCACAGGAAGCAUAUAUGCUUCCAGGCCUCAAUACCUCGCCACCACUGAACUCUAGUUGGCUUACUGAACAAUACAAGGAAACAUUGAAAGACUAUCAAUUCCUUGAAAAUAAAGUCAUGAUCCAAAUGAAGCAAAACAGUGCCAGUAUACCACUACUCACAGCAAUGAUAGCUGUUGAGGAUAGUAGAAAGGCAAUACAGCAAGCCAACGAUGUGAAGGCUUUGACAGUCCUUGCGACGGUGUACAUUCCAUUAUCAUUCGUUGCCGGCGUUUUUGGUAUGAAUGUAUCGGAACUCAAUUCUGGAAUUGAUGUCGAUAUUUGGCUAUACUUUGCUAUCAGCAUACAGGUUACGAUAGCAUCAAUGGUUCUAGUAUGGAAAUGGGAAUGGUUGACAAGAAAAGUUAGGAACUUUCGAAUCAGACCUAAUAAUAAUCCCAGCCCGAGAAAAACUGUUUCAGGAGCUCUUUUCUCCAUGGGUAGAAUGACGGCCGGGAUUGGAAAACCGAGAGAUGUUCAAAUUGGCCAUGAUUUGGAGAAAUGA
Molecule: messenger RNA, 1590 nt
Organism: Botrytis sinoallii
Lineage: Eukaryota; Fungi; Ascomycota; Leotiomycetes; Helotiales; Sclerotiniaceae
Exons: 4
Coding region: 1-1590 (529 amino acids)
Biological process (GO): transmembrane transport; metal ion transport
Cellular component (GO): membrane
Molecular function (GO): metal ion transmembrane transporter activity
Source: RefSeq, a predicted model, not a curated record